This is a messenger RNA of Toxorhynchites rutilus septentrionalis, 6534 nucleotides long. It is a transcript of the gene TTLL1B, whose product is annotated as polyglutamylase complex subunit TTLL1. Gene Ontology annotation, cellular component: cilium. The transcript is spliced from 7 exons. The record is from RefSeq and is a predicted model, not a curated record. Gene Ontology annotation, biological process: microtubule cytoskeleton organization; protein polyglutamylation. Lineage: Eukaryota; Metazoa; Arthropoda; Insecta; Diptera; Culicidae. Gene Ontology annotation, molecular function: tubulin-glutamic acid ligase activity; tubulin binding. Bases 359 to 1669 code for a protein of 436 amino acids.
CGGAUCCCUUCACGGUAACUGUUUAUUCUCGGUCCUUUUUUCCCUUUUUUGCGAAACAGUUCAACAGAAAAUACUAAAGUCACUAGAUAUAUUAUUCGUUUUUGCAUAGGCUGUGGGAGUUGCAAAGCCAUUCAACUUUCGCUGACUAUUGCUGCUCGUGGAUUCCGUGACCCAUUUGUGCUCAUAUAUAUAUAUAUAUUAUAUUGUGCUUGCUGUGAUUGCUUGGCUGAUAUAAAUAGGACAGGGUCCAAGUGCUGUCUGCUUGUGGUCGGGAAUUAGAUCAUUGCGUGACUCUCGCUUUCUCUCAAGCUCUUCAGGGAACACUGACAGCCAGCGGCGGGUGGAGUUCCAGUAGGAGAUGUCAACUGCAGAGCCGAAGCGAGUUUCAACGAAUCUUGCCACAAUGUACGGAAGAAUCGCUACAGGUCAUGAACGAAUGAAGAUAUGCUUCUGUACGGAUUUGGACAAAUCUGUGCUGAUUAGUAACUUCGAGAAGCGCGGCUGGGUUCAGGUCUCUGCCGAUGAUGAUUGGAACUUUUACUGGGCUGGAACGGGCACUUGUCGGAACAUUUUCAGCGUCGACAGUGGCUACCGAAUGCACGACAAUCAGCUCAUUAAUCACUUUCCUAACCACUACGAGCUUUCUCGGAAAGAUCUUUUGGUUAAGAACAUCAAACGUUAUCGGAAAGAUCUGGAACGAGACGGAAACCCAUUGGCGGAGAAGACAGAGGUGAACAUUCCCGGUGGAUCGAAAUACCUGUAUCUGGAUUUCAUUCCGGUAACAUUUGUCCUGCCAGCGGAUUACAACAUGUUCGUCGAAGAGUACCGUAAAAACCCUCAGAGCACGUGGAUUAUGAAGCCAUGCGGCAAGUCACAAGGUGCGGGAAUAUUUCUUAUCAACAAACUGUCGAAGCUGAAACGUUGGUCGAGAGAGGCGAAAACAUCAUUCCAUCCGCAGAUUGGGAAGGAGAGUUACGUCAUUUCAAGAUACAUCGAAAAUCCGCUACUGAUAGGAGGCAAAAAGUUCGACCUGCGUCUGUAUGUGCUCGUCACUUCGUUUCGACCUUUGAAGGCCUACCUCUUCAGGCUUGGAUUUUGUCGCUUUUGUACGGUCAAAUACGAUACCAGUGUCACGGAGUUGGACAAUAUGUAUGUUCAUUUGACCAACGUUAGCGUUCAGAAACAUGGUGGGGAAUACAAUAAUCAUCACGGUGGCAAGUGGAGUGUACAAAACUUGCGAUUGUAUUUGGAGGGAACUCGCGGCAAGGAGGUCACCGACAAACUGUUCGGCGCAAUCACUUGGCUGAUCGUGCACUCGCUGAAGGCAGUGUCCAGCGUUAUGGCGAGUGAUCGACACUGUUUCGAGUGUUAUGGUUAUGAUAUCAUUAUCGACAACACGUUGAAGCCAUGGCUAGUGGAAGUGAAUGCUUCGCCGUCACUAACUUCGACGACGGCAAACGAUCGCAUAUUGAAGUACAAAUUGAUCGAUAACAUCCUCAAUAUUGUCCUGCCACCCGAUGGUAUUCCGGACGUGAGAUGGAGCAAAAUCCCCAGCCCAGAUAUGCUCGGUAAUUUCGAUCUACUGAUUGACGAGGAGAUUGCUGCCCAGGAUGAUGGUAUCCAGAGCACGAACGGAAAAAAUAGAUCCAACAAUAAUCGGUGGAAAUGAGAGUAAAUUAAAAACACGCAGGAUUUUAUUUUCAAUCAUUAUAUCUUUUAUUGUUCGUUUUUUUUUUCGUUCACUGUUUUCGCCCGAUUGACAAAUUGUUUGAUUUGCAAGCGUUUAUUUUUUCUUCGUUGCAAACAUAUUUUCAAUUUCAAAUGACAAAUGUUCUCGAGCUCAUACCGUUUGUGGGUGGAACUCAUUUUCAAAUUAUUUACUGGUGAAUCCAGUUUCUCAAAUCUUAACAUGUAAAUCUGUAUUUUCCGUUCAAAGAUUGUUUGAUCAAAAUAAUUAAUUCAACUAUCCCUAUCUCUUCGUUUCGUUCUGCUCCUUACUAGCUAGGUUUGGUUCCAGCAAAUUGAUGCUACCCUCUUUCGUUAAAUACAUUUCUUCUCUUGUGUUUUUUUCCUGUUAAAUUUAUAUAAUUUUUCGGUACUAUUAUAAUUGUGCGAAUGUUUUCUUAAUUGUCAUGGAUUGCCAAAAUCUAAGUCUUUGAAAUUAUUCUACGUAAAGUUAUAUUCGAAUUGAGCUCUCGUAUGAGUGGUGAUGGAAAGAAUGAAAAUCGUAGGAUUUUUAACAGUAAGUGUAUAAAACGACCGUGUGUUUACCUAAGUCAAUGAUAUUCAAAACUAGGGAUAUCGGAUAAAAGUAGGCAGCAAAUAACUCAAACGAUAGAGAUUAUAAAUACUCACUUCUAAAUAAUCCAGUUUAGCGAUUAGGUUUUACUAUCAAUGUUUGAAAAACUAUACAUUAUAAGUAGAAGUAAACGUGCGUGAAAAAAAAGGAUUCAAAAAAUGUAGAUGACGAUAGAUAACGGGCCGACCGUCAACAACGUUGACGUUUGUGUCGUUUAAAUUGGGAAUCAACCAAAACUUAAAGAUGAAGGCAAUGGACCCCUCUACUUGGCCGCAAGGAAUUGAAUUUCGCGAAUUCGUUGACAAUGGCGCCUGCACACGUCAUUUUUUAAACCUGUGCCAAUAGUCGACCCGGGUGCAACGUCGACGUAACAAUUCUGCCAACCUCAAUCAGUACUCGUGAUUACAUGACCGUUUAUUAUCAAAAGUUCGUGGUUUACGGACUAAAAUGAACGCUUUGCUUCACUCGUUGCUCUCCUGUGAUUUUGACGUGGUAAUUUUCACCGAAACGUGGCUUCAUACCGACAUUGCGAAUACAGAGCUGGCAGCUAACUAUACAAUCUAUCGUUGUGAUCGGAAUUCUCGCACCAGCUCAUUUCAACGCGGUGGCGGCGUUUUGAUUGCUGUCAAUCCCAGACUUAAUUGCAAAUCUGUGCAUCUGUUAAACAGUGAGAAUCUCGAACACAUUGCCGAACAAUUUUUUUCUUCUACACCGAUCGCUCUUCCUAUGGUGCAUCUAUAUUCGUCCCAAUAGACAUCUGGAUAUUUAUACUUAGCACGCCGAGUCUGUACAACAACUUUAGUGUGGAAUUUUGAAGAAGACAUCGACGGCCUGUUGCCAUUCAUCGCAUCGUCUGAGUAAGAACUGGCUCUCGUCGAACUUGCAAAUCAAUUAUCUAGUCAAUGUGAAUGACAAGUUACAUGACCUGGUACUCGUUAGCGAUUCAGACGGCAUUGAGCUGAUUGAACCACUAUCCGCUAUUUUAAAAAUCGACUAUCAUCAUAAGCCGUUACUUUUUGAACUUGACGUCCAUUCGCCUGGCCAGAUCUGCCCGCCCGGUGAUCCAGCAGCUCGCAGUGAGUAUGACUUUGCACGGUAUGAUUUUAACGCUAUCAACGCGCGAAUCGGCUCAUUGAAUUGGACAGAACUUCUUGACCUCUCUGACAUUGAUGCAGCCGUCUCUGCCUUCUACGACAACAUAUAUCGAAUAAUUAAAGAUACCGUUCCUGUUGAAAGAUAUAAGCCUUCCCUAAAUUUCACCCAACAGUGGUGGAAUUCCGAACUCCGUAAUCUGCGUAACCGUCUGCGAAAAGCUCGGAAACGUUAUUUCCGCUCCAAAACAGCUGCAAAUAAAUCUGCUGUACAGUUGGCCGAAGCCGAGUAUAGUGGUUUAUAUGAACUUAGCUUUCGACAGUACAUUGACAAUUUGCAGAUAGUUUCAAGAUAAAUACAUCAUCUCUCUGGAAUUUCGUAAAUUCCCGGAAAGACGCAGCACGUAUUCCAGUAGACGUUACAUACUGUAGUCAAAGCUCCUCUGACGCGGCUACCUCUGCUAACCUCUUCGAGGAAUUCGUCCAAACCGUUUACGAAGUCGAUCAAGCCCAACUCCGCAGCAAUACAUCGAUAACUUGUCUAGUUUUGAUAUUCGUCUGCAGCAAGUCACUUUCAUCCACGACGAUAUUCUCAAAGCCCUCUCUUCUGCCUCGAAAGGUUCUGGUCCGGAUUGAAUUCCUCCUUCCUUCAUUAGGAAUUGUGCUGCAACAUUGACCACCCCCGUGAAGUUUAUUUUCAAUUAGAUCACUUCUAGACGUGUCUUUCCUGAGUCAUGGAAGCUAGCAUCCAUAACCCCGAUCUUCAAAUCUGGAAGCAUUCACAGCGUGGAAAAUGACCGUCCAAUCUCGACACUGAACAGUUUGACGAAAGUCCUAGAAAGACUGCUGCACGAUAAGCUGUACACGGCAGACCGAUCUUUAACCUCAGAAUUUGAGCACAGGUUUUUGAAGCAACGCUCCAACGUUAACAAUCUGAUGACCUGAUGACUAACUCUCUGGUUGGUGCAAUCGAGAAGCGUCGACAAGUUGAUGUCGUGUAUAGCGACUUCUCUAAGGCGUUUGACAAAGUUCCGCAUGGUCUAGCUGUCACAAAACUGAGCCGCUUCAGUCUUCCUUCGUGAAUUGUUCGCUGGAUAGAAUCGUACCUUUCGUCCAGGAAAACUUUCAUGAAGGUUCAUCCAAUGCGUUUCACCUACCGUCCGGGCUUCCUUAGGGUAGUCACCUUGGACCUCUCAUCUUUAUACUAUUUAUAAACGAUGUAUGCGACCACCUAAGCUGCUGCAAGCUCUUGUAUGCAGGUGACUUAAAACUCUACCGCAUUAUCAGGACGAUUGUUGAUUGCCUUGCUUUGCAAGCUGAUAUUGAACGCUUGUCAUCGUGGUGUAAAAUGAACGGAAUGUUGGCAAACCCAGCCAAAUGCAAAGUCAUCACUUUCAGCCGAAGUCGAACAUCGGUCACGUUUGAAUAUUCAAUGAAUGAUUCACCGCUUGUGAGAGUAGGCUCUAUCAAGGACGUUGGGCUGCUUUUAGACAGGAAAUUGAGAUUCAACGAGCACAUAUCGAUGACAGUAACUGAAGCGAACUCCAUGCUUGGCUUCCUAAGAAGAAAUACAGCGCAAUUUGACGACGUACAUGCCAUGAAGUCACUGUAUUGCUCUCUGGCUCGCAGUGAGCUAGAGUAUGGAGUGCAAAUCUGGGCCCCGUAUCAUAGUGUGCACGUAACACGUAUCGCAAAAAUCCAGAAACAAUGGCAAGGUAGCUUAGUUUCAUCAAAAUUUACAGUUUUUUUUCGAUUUCGGUCUCGAGAAGCAUAUGACAUUUUCGAGAAAUUCCAGUAGAAUAAGCUGCCGUAAUCCCGCAAAGUGACACAAGCGCCAGAGGGAGAAAUUUUCAGUACGAGACUUUUCGCAAAAUUGCAUGUACAAUCAGCAUACGCGUACAUUACGAAAAUCUGAUCUGUACAAAUUGUGUACAAUUGAUAGAAAAACAUUGCCAUCGGCUCGAUUUUGAAAUUUGAAAUUGAAGCUAUGUUACCAACACCGCUUUGUUGUGGAAACAGCAAAUUUUAAUCGCUGUUUCCACAACCGAUUGGCGUUCAUCCAUCGAAGUAUGGGAGAAUCUGUUUCCAAAUAUUUUCUACAACAUGCCACCGUUGAGUGGAGCAUGAGGUAGCAUCAGGGAGAAGAGUUGUACACAUUUUCCGUCUUUGUAGCGUGUGUCGAGCGGGCCAACGUAGUUGAGAACCCGAUUGUAACUACUAUGGACAGCACCUUCUUUUCCAAUCCAAAAUGCAAUUGAAAACAUCCGUGUUGAAUAAGAUAAUGCCGUCCGAAAUUAUCCGAUGUGAAGCAUAUACAGUUUACGCGAGGAUGUUUUGAGUUUUGUUAUAAGAUGCGUUUCGAUGGAGAUUUUAGAAGAGUGCAGCUGUUCAGCAAAUCCGAUAUUUACCCUUCGAUCAACUCUCAGCUUCAAUUCAUCCGAAAAAGACAUUGAUCAAGUGAGGUAAGUAAACAUCGUCAAGAUGCUUUGUCUCUUGAUUGAUGUUGUUAUUUGAAAUUCAUUGUCCCUUCUCGUUCGUUCUAUGCCAAUUUUGGCGCUUGCGUCACUUUGCGAGAUCACGGCAGUAAGUGUAUUAGUAGUGUGAGUAUUACUCUGCAGUUAGGCGUUGGCAGCUCUGAAUUAGUUAGUAAAGCCCUGUCGAUUUAGAAUUGGUACACCUUCAAUUGAAUAUAUCCCACAAUCUAUUUGAUUUAGAAUAAGACGUUAUUAGAAGAACAUGUAAUAUGUUUAUUGCAGUUUAAAGGUAGCUUUCGACUUUGAACAUUUCGGAACAGUUUCGGCUUAUCUAAUCGAUUGAUUUUUCCAGUAUUUGGAAGUAGCAAUUUUAACCAGUUUUCCAUCCUUCUUGGGUUUAGUUUUGAUGAUAGGGAAGCCGCGGGUAAGACGGACAGUGGGAGUAUGAUGGACAGGUGGUUGAUUUGUAUAGUUGCAUUAUGAAUUUAAAAUUUCUGUUUAUGGGAAACCCUUCUACAUGCUAUUCUAUAAUAUUUAAACCAUCCAAUGACAAUGAAUAUUGAUCAAAAGUGGAAUAGAGAAACAAAAACCGCACCGAUAAAAAUGUUGUACUUUUCGGCUUGUUUUAAUUUCAGUAAAAAACAUGGAAAAACAUAUUUUUAUAAAACAU